Molecule: messenger RNA, 1380 nt
Organism: Oncorhynchus tshawytscha (Chinook salmon)
Lineage: Eukaryota; Metazoa; Chordata; Actinopteri; Salmoniformes; Salmonidae
Product: trace amine-associated receptor 13c-like
Biological process (GO): G protein-coupled receptor signaling pathway
Cellular component (GO): membrane
Molecular function (GO): trace-amine receptor activity
Source: RefSeq, a predicted model, not a curated record
UCUAACGAUCACUAAGGCUGAAUGACAGGCUAGCUGGGCACAGCAACAUCCAAUCCCCUAUUACAUCAUGCUUUCAUUAAUUCUUUGUUUAUUUAACCGUUUGUUUAUAUGUGUGCUCACGCAUGUACGCACGCGCGCGUGUGUGUGUAUGUGUGUGUGUGUGGAUCAAAGACGCUGGGGAGGGGAGUUUAAGUCAGUAACUCAGGGAUAAAUAGAGAGGCAGAGCUCAGAGUUUGUCAGAAGACGGACCUGACAGGGUCAGACACAGGACCAAGCAGGAGCAGGACCUCAGCAUUUUUACCUUUAUUACAAAUGGAGAAACAUGAAGAUGUUCAAUACUGUUUUCAAGACAGAAACUCUUCUUGCAGAAAGGCUUUGCUAUCAACAUCUAUCUACAUAACACUGUACAUCAUCUUCUCAUUGUUUUCAGCGGUUACAGUAUUUUUGAACGUACUGGUGAUCAUCUCCAUCUCUCACUUCAAGCAGCUCCACACUUCAACCAACCUGCUCAUCCUCUCUCUGGCUGCAUCAGAUCUCCUGGUGGGAUUGAUUGUGAUACCAGUAAUGACUGUAGCAAUAAUGGAACCAUGCUGGGGUUUUGGGGAAUAUUUCUGUGCGUUUCAUGCCUACAUCUCCUUUUUAUGUACUUCUUUAUCUCUGGGUAAUUGGUCUUGAUAUUUGGUCUUGAUAUCUAUUGACCGCUAUGUUGCUGUGUAUGAUCCCUUAUUGUACCACUCUAAAAUAACAAUAACAAGAAUGAUGUGUUGUAUAUCCAUUACCUGGUGUUGUUGUAUCAUAUACCGUGCUGCUAUUAUAAAAAUGUUUGUAAAUGUACAAGUACGAAGUAGGUGUUUGAAAGAAUGUUUUACUGUUGAAAUAACCUGGGGUAAUAUCAUCGACCUUGUAAUUACAAUGGUUGUCCCGUGUUCUAUUAUUAUAACACUUUAUAUGAAAAUCUUUGUGGUGGCCAGAUCACAGGCCAGAAAGGUAUUUUCAAAAGAGGCUGCCAGCGUGUCUGGUGUUAAAACUGCACAGGCAAAUAAGUCUGAGAGGAAAGCAGCAAAAACUCUGUCUGUUGUUGUUUUCAACUAUCUCAUUUGUUGGAUUCCAUUUCUGUUUUCUUCUUUCUUUCUCAUGUCUUUUUUAAGUGAUAAUGUAUCAUUUAUCAUCGGUCUUCUGCCUCUUGUUAAUUCUUUUAUCAAUCCAAUCAUUUAUGCUUUCUUUUAUCCAUGGUUCAAAGUGACAGCUAAACAUAUUUUAACUCUGAAACUAUGUUUGACAAACAUAAGUUUAAUAUAGUUUUGUUAUACAAUUGUUGUAAUUGCUUCAUUCAUGUAAUAAUACACUGACAUGACUAAUCUCAGUGUUGUUGUCAUAUAU